Molecule: messenger RNA, 743 nt
Organism: Cottoperca gobio
Lineage: Eukaryota; Metazoa; Chordata; Actinopteri; Perciformes; Bovichtidae
Product: microtubule-associated protein tau-like
Exons: 5
Biological process (GO): microtubule cytoskeleton organization; neuron projection development
Cellular component (GO): neuron projection
Molecular function (GO): microtubule binding
Source: RefSeq, a predicted model, not a curated record
AUAAAGGUGGCGGUGGUACGGACCCCCCCCAGGUCUCCUGGCUCUGCUCGAGGACGGACGCCCCCCCUCCCCUCACACCCCAUGCCCGACCUCAGCAACGUGAGGUCAAAGAUCGGAUCCAAUGAAAACCUGAAACACACACCUGGAGGGGGCAAGGUUCAGAUUGUUAAUAAGAAACUGGAUCUCACCAGCGUGACGUCAAAAUGUGGCUCAAAAGUCAACAUCUCCCACAAACCAGGUGGAGGAAAGGUGGAGAUUAAAUCAGAGAAAGUGGAUUUUAAAACAGUUCAGUCGAAAGUGGGUUCUCUAGAGAACGUCACACAUAUCCCGGGAGGAGGAAGGAAGAAGAUUGAGACUCAGAAGCUGAACUAUAGAGACGGAGCCAAAGCUCGCACGGACCACGGUGCUGACAUCGUCGUCCAGCCCGACUCCCCUCCUCCUCACCCGAGCAACACCUCCUCCCCCGGCAACCUGAACGCUGCUGAAGCUCCGCCCCUCGACAGCCUGGCCGACCAGGUGACAGCCUCCCUUGCCAAACAAGGCCUGUGAUUGGACAACCCUGUGACUGCAGACCCCUCCCCUUCCUGUUCCCAAGGAAACCGCCUGAUGGAAGAAAGAAAUCUGCCUUUUUCCUCAUGACCUUCUGAAAUCAUCAUUUCACCUUUUUCAUCUGAUGCUACACAAACCGGACUGGAGAGGCUUUAUGAAAUAUAGAUGUAGCUAUAUAUAUAUAUAUAUAUAUA